This is a messenger RNA of Opisthorchis viverrini, 390 nucleotides long. RefSeq lists its product as hypothetical. The annotation marks the transcript as partial. The record is from RefSeq and is a predicted model, not a curated record. NCBI's taxonomy places the organism in Eukaryota, Metazoa, Platyhelminthes, Trematoda, Opisthorchiida, Opisthorchiidae. The transcript has 4 exons.
AUGCUUCUUUCGGGUGGCAUGGCAGCCAGGCACCGAAAGGGUGCUGCAGCUGAAUCGAUUUUUUAUUAUUUACAGAUGAAUGAUGUCGCAGAAGACAGCGACGCGGCUAAGCAGAUCGUUGACGCUAAAGAGUUAGAAAAAUGGUCUGUAAGAGGGGCGAGAUGGCCCAAGUGGUUAGAGCGCGAAUUUACUGACCGGAAGGUUCGUGGUUCGAAUCCGACCUCCACCACUCGACUUCCCCUGUCUAGGCUUGGGCAACCUGGCAGUAUCCUACCCUCGUGCUUCCUUCGGGUGGCAUGGCAGGGGCCAAAAAUAAUUGCCUGCUGGUUGCAGUCAGUUCAUUUCAAUCAAAUCGAAAUUUAUUGGGCAAGCAAACGUGCGGUCGGUACG